This is a messenger RNA of Hyaloscypha bicolor E, 6357 nucleotides long. RefSeq lists its product as uncharacterized. The transcript is spliced from 3 exons. The record is from RefSeq and is a predicted model, not a curated record. Lineage: Eukaryota; Fungi; Ascomycota; Leotiomycetes; Helotiales; Hyaloscyphaceae. Bases 304 to 6126 code for a protein of 1940 amino acids.
ACAGGAGCGACCAAUUGCGCGUGGCUGAUCUGCGAGAGCCUAGAGCUGUGAGAUGUGGACGGGAACAUCGGAUCUGGAUUGAAGUUUACGCUUGAGUUAACAUUCAUUUGGUUGUUACUAUUGUGUUGCGCGAGUAUCUUGCAAGCUUCCCCAACGAGGAGUCCGGCAAUUCGAUGAAGACUGAGAUACAGAGAAGAAAACGAAUGCGCGUCGAGAGAAGGGAGCUGUGUUUGUGGAGGAAGUAGAGAUCUGCUCUGGCGCGGUCCUGUGCGAAUGUCCUGACACAGGGGAACACACACAGCCAUGGCGAGACCUCCAGAUCUCGACGAGGAGGACACUCCAGCCACCCCGAAUGCGAAGAGGAAGCCAUCUACCACAAACAACACACCGCGCAAAGCAUCUGCGAGCAAGACACCGAAUGGGCCGCGGACACCGAAUGCAAGGAGGACUUCUGCGAGCAAGAAUGAGACGCCUGCGCGCAAGGCUUCUGCCAAUGCGAAUGGCAAGACUCCUGCUUCUGCGCCGACGAGAGGAGCAACCAGGAAGCCGGAACCUACACUGCUUGGCGAUUUCUUGCUGGGACGCCCUAGCCCGCAGAGACAGAGGACCGCGAGGAGGAAGAGCCUUGAGGGCGUGAAGAUGGAGAUGCGCGCGGAGCUUGUGGGGAGGGUGAGGCAGCCUGGGAAAGUUAAGGAUAGGGUGAAGGAGUGGCAGAAGCAUAUUGAGAAGCCUGCUGAUAAUGAUGACCUGGACGAGAUUGUUGAGGUCGAAGAGGAUAGCGAGUGCGAAUGCAACGAGGACGAUGAUCGAGCCAGGCGGAAAGACAGAGAUGGGAAGAGACCCGGAAGGAGGAAAAAUCACGACGAGGAAAAAGAGAAUCCUAGAAGUAAGAGUGCGGUUGCUCCGAAGAAGAGGGUUGUUAGCGAUUCUCACUGGAUGAAGAAGGCUGAGAAGGAAAAGGAAAAGGAGAAGAAGAUCACGCCCCCGCCAAAGAAGGGCAACCGAAUACCGAAGGACUUUUUGCAGACCACAGCUAUCAAUCCGCCGGUCGAGAGGAAGAUUGAAGAUUGGAUUGGACGGACGCCUGUGGUGAAGCUGAGAGGCCCGCGCGUGGAUGUUGAGAAAUCUGAGACCAAGAACAGAUGGACGAACGAAGAAGAUUCAAACGAAAAACCAACGAGUAGAAACGUGUCGAGGCAAGAUCCCGAUGAUGGAACAGGGGUUCGACCGAAAGAGGAAACUCCAAGGAGCAAACGAAAGUCGGGGCAGGAACUCGAUGAUGGAAUUGGGGUCACUCCUUCUAAAAGUCCCACACCUGAUGAUGGAAUGCGGAUAAAACCAUCCAAAGACAGACCUGACGAUGAUGGAAUUCGUAUUACACCUGGUCCUGGGGAUGAGACUCCAACAAGGCGGUCCCGAAAUCGACCAAGUGACGACGGUAUCCGGAGCAAGCCGUCAAGAGAGAAUUCUCCUAUUGAGCGAAGCAACAAAGGCAGCACACGACGACCCACAGAUCACCAAGAGAUCCGCAUUCCAAAGCAAAGGAGUAAGAAGCAUCUCAAGCCUCCUCCAUCUGAAAGUCGUCGAGCCAGCUCGUAUGGCACCAGCCAAAUGGAAAGCGAAAUGGAUGUGGUUGACGAGGAAAUUGACAAGUUCUCCUGGAUGAGUCCAAGUCCCCCAGAAAAUUCCAAACGUCGGAAUCGAAAAUCAGGAAGCUCUGCUCCCACUGAUGAUAUACCAUUUGGCAACUCUGCCCUCAGUGUCCUCGAUCUCCCUAUUGGUGCUGAGGCAGGUACCAUGAGGAGGCCUGGUCCGAAACGGAACAACAGCUUCGCUAAAGUUCCCAAAGUGCUGAAGCGUGUGUACACUGAAGGGAUGAAGAUCGUCCAUGAUGUUCCAGAACCUAGAGCAGGACCAAAUCAGCCCCCGAGUAUCGAAUCUUGGUUGAACAGCACAACAGACCCGUUUGUUGAUCGUCCAGUCAAGGCUAGCCCAGGUCUCGGGGUGCCAGCAAUCUCUUCGAGGAGGCGGAGUUAUAAUGAGGACGACCGAGCGGAAAGGGAACUAACUGCUGAACGUGACGAUGAGCGUGAGGCCAGACGAAAAGGACCAAGUCAAAAGUCUCCUGAGACUGAUCAGCAAGAUGGCUCUCCAAGCAGCACUCUGAAGGAUCGAGAAACUCUUCCCGGUGUUGAGAACUCACCUACUUCUCCGGCCGGCCUGAAGAGGACUCCAGCCACUCGUAAUACCGCAUCUCCCAAGUCGGCCAGAAAGACCCCACUGAAAGAAGCAAUUUUCGAUGCCUUUAAGGGGGAGUCUGCAAUGCGCCCCAACACGGCUGCUCCCUCUCCGUUUGACUUCAUCGGGCUGCGCGAACGCGAUCUCAAUCGUACUCCUCCGGAAUCCCCAGCUCGUGAUUUGGACCCAAUUGAUGAAGAUACUCCUACGCAAAGCAGCCGCCGAGUAUCAAUGUCAAGCAGAACCAGGUUCGAGGGGCCAGUGAACGAACCUGACAAGCCGCUGCCUCCAUUUCCACGCCGACAGGCUCCGACCACUGGCAUACACAGGUUAUCGACAAUUGCUUCUGUUGAGACUUUUAACACGUCCUCUUCUGCAACAGAAUCCAUGACUGAGUCCGUGACUAAGUCCACUGCAGACACGCGGUCAGAAGUUUCGCAAACAACAGUAACGCAGAAUACAGUAUUUACUGGCCCAACAGCUUCGAGUCUCUCGAGGAAGAGCACCAAGACAGGACUGAAAAGGAGACUUACCAAGCAUUCAGAUCUGCUUUCUGUGCUCUCCUUGCCAGACACUCCGCAGGUGGUGGAGAGAUCAAAGAGUGUGAGGUCUACACGAAGUAUCAGAACAACCAGGUGCCACCUUGAGAGCGCUACCGUCCAAGAUCUUAUGCGAGAAUUGGCUGAGGACGAGACAAAAUACAUGCGAGAACUGAACACGCUUGUUGAUGGUGUGGUUCCCGUUUUGCUCACGUCUGUCCUUUCAAAAAGCGACUCAGCAAUUGCCGCUGGCCUUCUAGAUGCAGAUUCGGCUACAAACUCGUCUUUUACCAAACCCAUUGUUGAUAUGGGCGUUGCUCUUGAACGCUUACGAUCAAUUCACAAACGUGUUCCGCUUGACGACUCAGACGAUUUCCUACACUGGCUGCAAUCUGCACAAAAGGUCUACGAAGAUUAUCUGUUUGCUUGGCGUGCUGGUUUUGAAGGUGUGGUGGUCAAUCUGGCUCCUUCCCAUCCCAACGACACGUCAGGACUGGAUAAAAUGCCUCGCAACGCCAAGGGCGAUGUCAUCAAUGAGAAUGGAGAAGUAGUUGAUGUGGCAUACCUGCUCAAGAGGCCAUUGGCUAGGGUCAAGUACCUUUCGAGAGUAGUCCAGGGUCUCUGCAUGGGGAAGAAAUCCGAUUUUCUAGCCACGAUGUCAGAACAGAUGCAAAAGCUCGAAGGACUUGCUCGACGACGUGCAAAGGAGGAGUUUGCUCGCCGCGAGGACCGCCGUGCGUACAGUACCGACUCAACUCGAGUUCGAUGUCUCAGAACCCUUGCGCAAAUGGACGACAUCAAAAUCGAUCGAAGCCUUCAGGUCGUUGCCAAAGAUACUUUCUCCUUAGAGUUACCUCACUCGAGUGGUCAAAAUAUUGAAUGUCAAGUGGAUAUAUUUCUCCGAGAUAACCCUGAAGAUCAGCAUGAUGCAGACAUCCUAAUUGUUGAGGUCGGCCACGAUGGGCGCUUCCUGCUGUUUCCACCACUUGACAAAGAUCGUGUCUCGGCUCGUAUGGGUGACCAUAGCCGCCAGCUUGUAGUCCAAUUCCAAGGUAUUACAGACGCAGGGGUAGAAGCGGAGAUUUGGAAGGAAUGUUUUAUUCUCGAAACAGAUGACUCGGAGGCUACUAGAGAUUGGCUUGAGAUGCUGGGUACAGUCCCAGUUCCGCCUCCGAUCGUUCGCAAGGACUUGCCUCUGGAUUCAGAUCUUGAAUCGGAAAUCUCACUCGCUGAUGCAUCGAACUCCGACAUCCCCAUUGGUGAGCGCCGUCGACGAGCAGAAGAGAAGACUCCAGUAUUGAAGAAGCGCCAACGAGUACAGAAGAAAGGACCUACUACUCUGGUCGAAUGCCUCGAAGAAUAUUCGUAUCACAGCGAGCUUGGGGAACUGUGUAUCUUGGAUGUGGAGGUCCUCAACCAAGCUAGAGAGUUGGCUGGUCUUCUGCCUCUUACGCUACAACGAAAGCGGGCUACCCCCGCGCGAUACUCCAGUUCCAAGAUCCCAGCUGCCAUGUCCGGCGCCCUUGCACUUCCAGAGGAAACAAAAGGACAUUCAGUUGGUAGAGAGCGGGAUGAAGCUAACGCUGGAGAUUAUGAUGAUGCUUCGCUUGGCCCGAAAGUCAGAAGCACAAGCUCUCCUGUCUCCGAGAAGCACAGCACCCCCUUAAGGGACUCCAUGCGGCCAGACCCUGAAGACCUGAACAAGAGGCAGGUAUCUGCACCCAUUCGUCAAGAUGGCGCUCCGCCACCUCCAGUUCAUAGGAAUCCAACAACACUAAAUCCUUUGAAGACACCUAUUAUCGAGACCCCCACCCCGAAGGGCAAGCCUCGAACUUCGUCUCCGCUGAAGUAUGAGUGGCAACCUGACAAUGCGUCUCUUACUUCGCCGUCUGAGCGCUCUGAUUCUGAUUCCGAAUCGGACUCAUACUCUUCUUCAUCCGAAGAUGAGCUUGAAGCAGUCGACAGCCCAAUCGUUGAUACUCCCGCCUUAGUCUACCGCCAGCUGCCACCCCCUACGUCUCUCUACAAUCUUCCCAAUGCAAGCGUUGCUCCUUCAAACUCGGCUUCGCAAGCCCCCUAUCGUGGUGCACCGGUUAGCAGAACAGAAGGGAAUACUAGAAAGACAAUCGCUCGUCUGUCGUACUGGAAGGAUGACGGCCUUAGGAGUUGUUGGACGGACCUGUGGCCACAAAUUUGCUCCAUUGUCAUCACACCAGGUCGAAUCGAGGCCUACGAAAUCAGCGCAGCGCAUUCUUCGUCCGAGCGCGCCGGGGACUUGGCUUCCUCUGCCUCCUCUGAUCUCAACUCGGAAAUCGAUGCGGGUAUCGACCGUCCUCUCGUCGCGCUCGAUCUUACUCCUCUUGUCACACUAAGACAAAGCAACGCCGUCGACAUCGAGAUUAAAUCUCCUACCCUUCCACAAUCUCGACUCAAGUGCCGUGGCAACGUUCGAUUCCGGACUCUCACUGCUCAAGACGGCGUCUUCCUGUACAGAGCCGUCCACUAUGCUCGAAUGAAUAAUGCGGUCUUCAUCAAACUGGAAGAAGAGCGCAGAUACGCAAACUUUGGUUCCAACGCCUAUCAGCAAGCCAUCGCCGCAAACACCAGACGGCGCUUUUUUGGCCGACAACGUAGCUACCGUGCUUCCGCUCGUGCACCUCAGUCUGAUGUCAUGAGCGAUCAGAGCGGCAAGAGUUCCGUCGCAACAGCACUCAGGCGUCUCAGCGGGGGAGGACUCUUCAACAUCGCCAGGUCGUCCGUUGACAGAAGCGGUCCCAUGAGCCAAUCCACCAGCUCCAGCGACUACAGUGGCGCCACUCCUCCAGGUACACCUGGCAGCCCCAGUCAAGCAGGAAGCAGUGUGUAUAGUCAGAUGCAAGACCUAGGCUGGGAGGAUAUUCCGAUUAUUUUCAGCAGGCUCGUCACACACAGCAAAUGGGAUGUCCUUGGGCCCGCCUUUUUGACCGUCUCUACCCCUCCUCCCGACAUGCGUCCCGAGUCCUCUCAAAACUACGGUAUCCUGAAGCGCAUCACAGUCACCCGCAAGAAGCUGCACAUGGGAAGCCCACAAGGUCCAAAUCCUGAGCCGUUGAUAAUCUGCGAUAUCGCAGUUGGAGUCGGCUGCUUCAACCUCGUUGCUCGUAAGGGUGUUGUGAUGCACGAUUGGCGCGAUAUCAGAGGCAAUGAUGGGCAGGUUGGCGUUAUUGGUUCGACAGGAGGUGUGAGUGCUACGAUGGGGAAAUGGCUUUUCCAGACUCAGAGGGGAAUGGCGAGGGAUUGGAUUUGGAGCUUGACCGGUGGGUUGUAUGAUCGUAGCCGGGGGAGCAUACCGAGUGGGUAUGGCGCAUGAUGGGACGAUUUCAUGAGCCACGAUGGAGGUCUUGUAUGAAUACUUUUCGAUCUUCUUUUUUGUCAGGGCUUUUUUAACUUUUCUAUGUAUGGAUAUGGGAGGACAACAAUUCUUUUCUGCAUUAGAGAUGAGAUGGAUGAUGGUAGAUGGGGCAGGGGCGUUUUGUCCAAUGCAUUGGGGAGUUCCUAGGUGGAAUGAUUGAAGAGGUAUAAUUGUAUAGAUGAAAUGCAG